AUGGAAAAGCCAGAUACCGUCAACAUCGAGCAAAUUUGUGAGCAGGGCGCUGUCCUUCACAAGCUCGGCAGCGAUGAGAUGUGGCCACAGGCCGCCAUCACGGCUGUUGCUAGGGAUGGUGACGAAGAAGAAAAGACCAUGAGCAUUCGGCAAGCCAUGAAACAUUACAAGAAAGCCAUCCUUUGGAGUUUGACCAUUUCACUUUGUGUGAUUAUGGAAGGUUACGAUACCAAUCUCAUCUCAAACUUCUAUGCCUACCCAUCUUUCCAACGGAAAUAUGGCGACCAGGUCCCUGUGACUGCUCAAACUCCCACCGGUUUCUCUAUUACUGCCCCCUGGCAAUCGGGCCUGGGUCAAGGAUCUGGUGUUGGGUCUAUAUUUGGUACUAUCCUCAACGGAUGGCUAGUCGCAGCUUAUGGUCCACGAAAAGUUGUCUUCGGUACCUUGAUUGUCAUGACCUGCUUUCUCUUUAUAGUUUUCUUUGCUCAAACAAAGCCUCAACUCUUGGUUGGCGAGAUUUUACUGGGUUUCGAAUGGGGUAUUUUUGCGACUGCUGCUCCCGCCUAUGCCUCGGAGGUUCUCCCUCUUCAGUUGCGUGUUUAUUUCACAUCCUGGACCAACAUGUGUUUCAUCAUCGGACAAUUCAUCUCUGCCGGUGUGCUUCGAGGACUCGUAAAUCGCCAAGAUCAAUGGGGAUACCGAGUUCCCUUUGCUCUUCAGUGGUUUUGGCCCGUCUUCUUAAUCCCUCUCAUCUGGUUUGCGCCAGAUUCUCCUUACCAUCUCGUGCGAAAAGGCCGAUUGAAUGAGGCCGAAAAGGCUCUCCGACGACUUCAAAGCCCGGAGAUGGAUGUCAAAAAAUCUCUAGCCCAGAUUGUAUUCACAAAUAGCCUGGAAGAAAAACUUUCGGUUGGUACGAGCUACAUGGAUUGCUUCCGAGGAAUCGAACUUCGUCGCACCGAAAUUGCUCUUGUUGUAUUUGGUGGCCAGCUUGUCUGUGGUCUUUGCUUUGCCUAUGCCAGCCUUGGUGCCAACGGUAUGGCUCUAUUUGCCUGCUUCGUGAAUUGGUUCUUGAUCAUGCCAUACUUCGGUCGCCGCACAAUUUAUAUUGUUGGUAUGGCAGCCAUGGCAAUUGAGCUCUGCCUCAUUGGUAUCCUAAACGUAUGGACCGAUAAGCCGGCCGUUGCUUGGACACAGGCUGUUUUGACAUUGGUUUGGACUUUUACAUUCCAACUUUCUGCUGGCCAACUUGGAUGGGCCCUACCCGCCGAGAUCGGAUCAACUCGUCUUAGACAAAAGACUAUCUGUCUUGCUCGCAACUGCUCAAAUAUUCUAGGUGUUGUUUGUGGUAUCUUAGAAAACUACUUCAUGAAUCCAACAGCUUGGAACCUCAAGGGGUAUACAGGCUUCGUUUGGGGUGGAUGCGCGUGGAUCGUCUUCGUUUGGUCUUAUUUCCGCCUUCCUGAGACUAAAGGACGAACAUUUGAUGAGCUGGAUACCCUCUUCGCAAAGCAGAUCCCCGCUCGAGACUUUGCCACAACUGACGUUGAUGCAUUCAAUGAACAAGAAACUGCGCAGUUGGCUGAGAAAUACGCUCGCCAUUGA
Molecule: messenger RNA, 1602 nt
Organism: Talaromyces amestolkiae
Lineage: Eukaryota; Fungi; Ascomycota; Eurotiomycetes; Eurotiales; Trichocomaceae
Exons: 8
Coding region: 1-1602 (533 amino acids)
Biological process (GO): carbohydrate transport; transmembrane transport
Cellular component (GO): membrane
Molecular function (GO): carbohydrate:proton symporter activity
Source: RefSeq, a predicted model, not a curated record